This is a messenger RNA of Phytophthora infestans T30-4, 1134 nucleotides long. Its product is annotated as ATP-binding Cassette (ABC) Superfamily. Lineage: Eukaryota; Oomycota; Peronosporomycetes; Peronosporales; Peronosporaceae. The record is from RefSeq and is a predicted model, not a curated record. Bases 1 to 1134 code for a protein of 377 amino acids. Gene Ontology annotation, molecular function: ATP binding; ATP hydrolysis activity. The transcript is spliced from 2 exons.
AUGGCUGCUAUCUACGUGGUGUUCAUGAUCUUGUCGGGUCUUGCACUUGAAUUCCUCCGCUACGAGACCCCCGAAAAUUUCGACGUGUCCGAGAAGCCCAUCAAGGACGAAAUCUACACGAGGAUGGAGACGCCCAAGAACAACAUAUCAGCGGCGACGGAGGACUGCGUUGUGGGCUUUCAGUCGACCGCUCAGGAGAAGAACUUCGUGCCAGUGACCAUGGCUUUACAAGACCUUCACUACUUCGUGCUGGAUCCCCACAACCCCAAGGAAUCUCUCGAGCUGCUACAGAAGAUCAACGGGUUUGCUGUGCCCGGGUCCAUCACGGCUCUCAUGGGCUCGUCGGGUGCAGGCAAGACGACGCUAAUGAACGUAAUCGCAGGACGUAAGACUGGCGGGAAGAUCACCGGCAGAAUACUGUUGAACGGCUACGAAGCGAACGACCUCGCCAUCCGUCGGUGCACGGGCUACUGUGAGCAGAUGGACGUGCGCUCGAAGGCUGCUACGAUCCGCGAGGCGUUGACGUUCAGCUCGUUCCUCCGCCAGGAUGCCUCGAUCUCGGACGACAAGAAGUACGACUCGGUCAACGAGUAUAUUGAGCUCUUGGGUUUGGAGGACAUCGCGGACCAGAUCAUCCGCGGCAGCUCAGUCGAGCAGAUGAAGUGCUUGACUAUCGGCGUGGAGCUCGCUGCUCAGCCGAGUGUCAUCUUCCUGGACGAACCUGCCAGUGCCUGGACGCUCGCUCGGCGAAGCUCAUUAUGGACGGGUCUGCUGCUGCGGAAGCGUGGAGGCGUGACGGUGUUCUACGGGGACUUUAGCCGUGAUUGCUGUAACUUGAUCGAGUACUUCGAGGGUAUCCCGAGGGUGUUUUCCCUCCCUCUUGGCUACAAUCCCGCGACGUGGAUGCUGGAAUGUAUUGGAGCCGGUGUAAACAACGCGGCGGGUAACCAGACGGACUUCGUGAACUACUUCAACGCCAGUGCGCUGAGUGAGGCUCUGAACAGCAACCUCGCCAAGGAAGGCAUCACCACGCCCUCCCCGGACCUACCAGAGAUGAUCUUCGCCGACAAACGUGCAGACAACUCGGCGACGCAGAUGAAGUUUGUCGUGACCCGAUUCAUCCAGAUGUACUGA